CGGCCAAAAGGGCAUAUAAGGAAGUCCCGUCCGGGCCUCAACCAUUAUCGUCGCCGACUUCAGCAAACGGUGUGGGAAGGAAGAGCUGUAAAUAAACACUGGCCCGGCGAGGAAGGGCGGCUAAGCGGGACAAGACGGGUCGGAGACGUCAUUAGGAGAAACGAAUAGGCUGCGCAACAAAAAUUUUGAUCGUGGCCGACUGACUUGUUUCCCUCGGGACUAUCACAUAAUCUGAUGCAGUUCUCUCCUGGAUAUGGAUCACAUCCUCAAAACUAUAAAGCUCCCUCAGGAAACUUCUCACAAGUGCCCAGUACAGCGAUUCCUUCACAGCUGGAAAACUAUUAUGGUGCAGAAUAUUAUUCUCCCCAAUGUUCUGUACCAGCACAAAAUCCUAAUGUCUCUUCUGUGACACCGAAGAUGUUAAAUUCACAGGGAUCACAACACUUGUACAAUAGAGCACCUCAUAAUGCAGAACCACCAGGACUUUUCCAAGGAACAGUACCUCCUGCAUCCCAGUUGCAUACCAGCAUUUCACAGUCAUAUUCUUCAUUUACUGGUCCCUACAACAAUUCUGUCUUGCAUUCUGCUAGCUCUUCUGUUCCAUCUCAGGGAUUUGUUGCUUCCUCUAGUCAUUAUUCCAUGCCUCCUGUGUCUAGUGCUGCAUAUCCUAAUAUUGUAUAUCCUCCCAUGUCCACUGACAAUCCAUAUGGGCAAAUACCUAGUACCCAGCCUGUGAUGGCACAUGGCCAUUUGAAUGCAGCAGGUGCUUAUUCUAAUCAAAUUAGAGCCCCACCUAUAGGACAACCCAGAGUUCCUUUGGGCUACACUUCAGCAUCAUGGAGUGCUCCAGAGCUCCAGUUGGCUCAGGGGAAUCAUGGCAGCUUUAUAGGAUCUCUUCCUGAAGCAAACAACACAAAGAGUACAGGGUCACCACAUUAUGUAAAUCAGAAUAUCCAGUCAGUAAAACCUAACCAAGGAGUGGCUUUAGCUGCAGCUUCUUCAGUUAAAACAUCUAUUGCAGAGAAGACAGGAAAGCCUAUCAGUUCAUCUUGUCUUACACAGUCAUCAGAUUCUUUUCUUCAUGAAGGCAUGCAGUAUGGUGGAUAUGUUAAUAAUCAAGCUAGCUCUUCAGCAGCUCCCUUGUCAUCAAGUUCAGAUGAUGAGGAAGAGGAGGAUGAGGAUGAGGAAGCAGCUAUUGACAGCUCUUCUACUACUAGCAGCGCAUCUCCUGUUCUCAACAAUUAUGACACUCUUGAAGGCGAUGGCUAUCCAGAAACAUGCUCUGCAGCAAGUAGCCCACCUCCUAUUUCCUCUGUUCCUCAGAUGUCUAAAGUCUCCAAGUCAUUUGGUUGUGGGUAUCCUCCCCUUCAGCCAGGAUACCAGAAUGUGACACCAUCUUUGCCAUCUCCUGCCAUGCAACCAAGUAACUCUGGAUAUAAUUCUGGAUUUUCGCAGUAUCCACAGGUAUAUCCUACCAUGAAUCAACUAUCAGCUAGUUUGGGAGGACUUGGAAUACAGCAGCCAGAAAGUCUGAGACCAUUGAAUCUUAUUCAAGAAAGAAAUAUUCUACCUAUUGCUCCAGUUUCACCUCCUUUGCCUAAUCUGAACUCUGAUCUGAAAAAAUUGAACUGCAGCCCAGACUCGUUUCGAUGCACUUUGACAAAUAUUCCUCAGACUCAGGCACUUUUAAACAAAGCAAAACUUCCCUUGGGGUUGCUUCUACAUCCUUUCAGAGAUCUAACGCACUUGCCUGUGAUAACAUCAAGCACCAUUGUGAGGUGUAGAUCAUGCAGAACCUACAUCAAUCCUUUUGUGUCUUUUAUUGACCAAAGGCGAUGGAAAUGUAAUCUAUGCUACAGAGUUAAUGAUGUUCCUGAAGAAUUUAUGUACAAUCCUCUGACAAGAUCUUAUGGAGAGCCUCAUAAGCGUCCAGAGGUCCAAAAUUCUACUGUGGAGUUCAUUGCUUCUUCAGACUACAUGCUUCGUCCCCCUCAACCUGCAGUAUAUUUAUUCGUGUUUGAUGUGUCCCAUAAUGCAGUAGAAGCUGGAUACUUAGAAGUUGUGUGUCAGUCUUUGCUGGAAAACUUAGACAAGUUGCCUGGAGAUACAAGAACAAAAAUUGGCUUCAUAACAUUUGAUAGCACUGUUCAGUUCUACAAUUUGCAGGAAGGAUUAUCACAGCCUCAGAUGCUCAUUGUUUCAGAAAUUGAUGAUGUUUUCCUGCCUAUGCCUGAUAGUCUACUUGUCAAUCUGCAUGAAAGUAAAGAGCUAAUUAAAGACUUACUGAAUGCGCUACCAAAUAUGUUUACCUACACAAGAGAAACACACAGUGCAUUAGGCCCAGCUCUUCAAGCUGCCUUUAAACUGAUGUCUCCAACUGGUGGGCGUGUGUCUGUGUUUCAGACACAGUUACCUUCUGUGGGCACAGGAUACCUACACUCCCGGGAAGAUCCUAAUCAAAGGUCAAGCACCAAGGUUGUUCAACAUCUUGGACCUGCAACAGAUUUUUAUAAAAAGUUGGCACUUGAUUGUUCAGGACAGCAGACAGCUGUGGAUUUGUUCCUCUUAAGUUCACAGUAUUCUGAUUUAGCUUCUCUCGCUUGCAUGUCCAAAUAUUCUGCUGGAUGUGUCUAUUAUUACCCAUCUUUCCAUCAUAUCCACAACCCUGUUCAAAGAGAAAAACUGCAAAAAGAUCUUAAAAGAUACUUUACACGAAAGAUUGGAUUUGAAGCUGUAAUGAGAAUAAGAUGUACAAAAGGGCUUUCCAUUCAUACUUUUCACGGUAACUUUUUUGUGCGAUCUACUGAUUUGUUGUCACUUGCAAACGUAAAUCCUGAUGCUGGAUUUGCUGUGCAGAUGUCCAUUGAAGAAAAUCUCACAGAUACAUCACUAGUUUGUUUUCAAACAGCGCUUUUGUAUACUUCCAGCAAAGGUGAACGGAGAAUUAGGGUGCAUACACUUUGUUUGCCUGUAGUGACUUCCUUGAUGGAUGUUUAUGCUGGAGCAGAUGUGCAAGCAGUUAUAUGCCUCCUAGCUAAUAUGGCUGUGGAUCGAUCUGUUUCAUCAAGUUUGUCAGACGCUAGAGAUGCUUUAGUCAAUGCGGUCGUAGAUUCGCUGUCUGCAUAUAUGUCAACAGCAUCAAACCUCCAACAAACUUCUUUGAUUGCUCCAUAUUCUCUCAGGCUGUUCCCUCUGUAUAUUUUGGCUCUUUUUAAACAGAAAGCUUUUAGAACGGGCACAAGUACACGUCUGGAUGAUCGCAUAUAUGCUAUGUGCCAAAUAAAAAGUCAGCCUCUGGUUCAUUUGAUGAAGAUAAUCUAUCCCAGUUUAUAUAGGAUAGACAAGCUUACUGAUGAGGGUGCAAUACAUGUCAAUGACAGAGUUGUACCCCAGCCCCCUCUUCAGCGAUUGUCUGCUGAGAAGUUGACACGAGAAGGAGCUUAUCUUAUGGAUUGUGGCUUGAUCCUCUAUAUUUGGCUUGGAAAAAGUUGUGAUAAUAACUUCAUUAAAGAUGUUCUUGGAUAUCCAAAUUACUUGUCAGUACCUCAAAAACUGACACAGCUUCCAGAAUUAGAUAAUAUUUCUUCAGAGCGAACCAGGUCCUUUAUAACUUGGCUGAAGGAUAGUAAAUCUUUGAACCCAGUACUUCAAGUAAUUAAGGAUGAAAGCCCAGCGAAGACAGACUUUCUUCAGCAGUUAAUUGAAGACAAGACAGAGGCUGCAUUUUCUUACUAUGAAUUUUUGCUUCACAUUCAACAACAAAUUUGUAAGUGAGAGGAAACAAAGAGAAGUGGGGGGAAAUCCCUGUAUGGACUUUUUAUCCAAAUGUCACCUGUCAGCGAAGCACACUGGAAGUGAUUAAAACCAAGUAUAGAUUCUUUAGUAUCCAUACACAAAGACUUUCAGUUGUGAAAGGACAAAAUACCCAUUGCUAGGUGAAUUUUACAAUUCUGCUUUGUUAAAAAAAUGAUGGACAUGACACAAUAGUAGUAAUAUGUUUUCAGUUGGUUUUAAAUGCAUUUCCAGUAGUGCAACACUAUGGUGUUUCUUCUUAUUUCAAGCUGGUGGUCAUAUGUGGCAGUGUGGAAUAGUAUUUAUUAAUGAAAUCUAAAAUCAGAGAGUCUCUUUCUCAGCAUCUCAACAUUUAACAACCUUUCCAGAUGAUUUCCAGCAGAGAUGCCAAAAGGCAAAGCUCCAUGUUGUUUAUAUCAAUUUGUAAAAGAGAUAAUUCACUUUUGAAAGCUUAUCCAUUUUCUCUGUGAAGAAUAUAUACAAUUUUAAUACAACUUACAAAAUUGUAGAAAUAUGUAUAAUGUACAGAAGUGUUAACAUUUGUAAAAAAUUUUUUUUUAAGGAGUAUGAAUUGCUUGAUGGCUGUGGUUCUGGUAGGUCAGUUACAAACCACUUAUCUCGGUUAAAUAAUAAGAGUUGGCUAGUGCAUAUUAAAACGGAUCUGAAUCCACAUAGGAAAAUACAACUUUGUAACUCAUUUAAUUGGUCCUUUUAUGUGGAUUUAUUUAUGAUCAGCUAAUUAAAAGUAUUUGCUCGAUCAUGUGUUUUUAUCUCUAUGUGAUUACUGCAUUUUAAACACCAAUACCAAAUUUGUCUUGCUGUAUUAAAGAAUGUUUAUUAUUUUAUAGGCCUCCUGAAAAGAGGCUAGUAGGAAUCUUGAAUUCAGGUUGGGAUUUUGAUUAGAGAUAUAUUGGCUUGUGACACUAACUAGUGGCAACUAGUGUCUUUUAGCCUUAGAUUACUUUAGGUAUUUUUGCAACAUUUUAAGGUCCUGGAUUCUUUGUUUUCUCAUCCCAUCACCAUAGGAUGUUAAAGAAAAACCCAAUUGAACUUAAAAAUGGAUGUUUCUCCAGCAGGUGAUCCAAAUAUUUGCCCCCAUUUUUCUUUUCUUUUUUAAAGUUAAAACUUCUGUGCACAUAAAGUCUAAAUAGGGCUAUUGAUUACACAUUUGCAUUUUAUUUCGUAAAAAUAAGUAGAGCUAUAGAAUGAAAUUUUAUUUUUAAAAUGACUUUUUUAAAAAACAGAUAACAAGCACUAAUAUAUUCUGAGAAAUAUCUAUGUCCCAGUAUGUUUCUUCUUGUAACAAUGUGCUUAUACAACAAAGUUAUUCAAUUACUUUUCAAUUUUAGUUUUAUGAAUACUCAGUCCGGACACUCCAUUUUCAGUAACUUUUACUAAAGCAUGCCAAAGGAUUUCUCAGAAAACAAAUCAACUGCUUUUUCUAUUUGUGGCAUAUUUUAGAUAUCUAUCAAAGUAUGUUGCAUCAGAAUAAGAAGUAUACACCUAAUACUUACAACUUAAAUAAUUAAUGUUUUAAAGAGAUAUAAUGCCUCAAAUAUUUUGGUAAAUACAUUGACUGAAAAUGUAUGUUAUAUGGAACCAUAAAUGUGUCAGAUGCAUUAAGUGUGAUUUUAACAAUUAUUUUUUUGAAAAAAAUUCUUGUGGAACUUAGUACUGAAUAUUCAGAAACAUCCAAAGCCAUGAUGUAUGGUAGAUGAAUCUGUAAAACAAUACUUAAAGUUUUAUUCUUCUAUAUUUUAUAUAUAAAAAUUGUCAUGAAAAGUACACUUGAGCAGUAUUUUGCUUUGGGUAAGAUGUUUGAUGCCUCUUAGAUGGAAAAUAUUUAGCACUUGUAAUCCUUCCUCAUAGUUCAGUAUAACCAAAAACAUAAAGAUGGGCGAGUUCAGGUAAGUGCUACAUACAGUUACUAGCUGAAAUUCAGCAUCAUAAAUUGUAAGAGUUUUUGCAAAUAAAGGUCAUUCAAUACCUUGUGAUUAAACAUUAAAAAAGAGAAAA
This is a messenger RNA of Ahaetulla prasina, 5808 nucleotides long. It is a transcript of the gene SEC24B, whose product is annotated as SEC24 homolog B, COPII coat complex component. Lineage: Eukaryota; Metazoa; Chordata; Lepidosauria; Squamata; Colubridae. The record is from RefSeq and is a predicted model, not a curated record. Gene Ontology annotation, cellular component: COPII vesicle coat; endoplasmic reticulum exit site. Gene Ontology annotation, biological process: COPII-coated vesicle cargo loading; intracellular protein transport; endoplasmic reticulum to Golgi vesicle-mediated transport. Gene Ontology annotation, molecular function: zinc ion binding; SNARE binding. Bases 235 to 3774 code for a protein of 1179 amino acids. The transcript is spliced from 24 exons.